CGUUUUUUGCAGACACCCCUCCAUUGUUCAAAACCUCUCACUUUGAUGUAUCCAACUUUCGUUUCCUUUCACUUUGCCCAUUCCGUUAGGAUUUUCUGUUAAAUCCUAACGGAAAGGGUGGAAAAUUACAAUCGUGCCCUUAUUUUUUAUUAAAAAAUAAUUUUUUUUAAAAAAAAAUUUAGGAGUAGAAAGGUCAAAAGCUAACGGUAAGGGUGUAUUUGAAAGGAAACAAAAGUUUGAUACACCAAAGUGAGAGGUUUUGAACAAUAGAGAGGUGUCUGUAAAAAGCGCGAAAGUAUAGGGGGUAAGUGAAGUUUCCCCAAAAUAAAUAAAUCAUGAUCACUUGGUCCAUAUCGCCCUGGCCGGCAUCCAAGUGUAUAUAUUAUUCUAUUCCCUGUUUGGCUGUUGACGUACAAAUCAAUGCUGGCAUACACUACGCACAGACUUUAUUAUUAGACCACACCGGAGGUUUCAUCCAACUCCAAGCACACUUCAUCUAGCUUGGCAAAUAAUUGGGGAAGAAAAUGUCAACCGUCGAAGAAGAAUCCGGCAACUCUAACCGCCGAUUUGAUAGGAAGAGCGGUUUCGAUGCACAAACCGGAAUCUACCACUCACUUGUCAAACUGGGUGACCACCAAAAAAUCCCCACUAGGCCAGACCUUGACACCGCCACAUUUGUGCUAUCACAGUUCCCCCAUGCCAACCAAUCCGAAUCACAAAUUGCACUCGUCGACGCCGCCACCGGCCGGCGUGUCACCUAUGCGCAGCUCCGCCGGUCGAUCCGUUCUCUCGCAUCAGCCUUGUACCAUACUCAUGGUGUCCGAAAAGGCGACGUGGUGUUUGUCUUGUCGCCAAACUCGCUACUGUACCCAACCAUAUGCCUCGCCGUGUUAUCAGUCGGCGCAGCGCUGACCACCGCCAACCCACUUAACACCGCGUCGGAAAUCGGCAAGCAAGUGCAUGACUCCGGCGCCAAGCUAGCCAUUUCCGCUCCGGAAGAGCUUCACAAACUAUCCCCAACUGGGGUCCCCACAAUCCUAACAUCACGAAAAUCCAACAACCACAACUUGCAGCACUUGCCGUCCGUCGAAGAGUUGAUCGAAUGCUGUGAUCCGCCGCUAGAGUUGCCACGUGUCGCGCAAGCCCAGUCGGACACGGCGGCUAUACUAUACUCUUCUGGGACUACUGGGACAAGUAAAGGGGUGAUGCUAACGCAUGCAAAUUUCAUUGCCAUUAUGACGUUGCUCCGAUGGUCUGCAGACGUAACCUCUGCCAAUAACGACGUGUUUCUGUGUUUCAUUCCGAUGUUUCACAUCUACGGGCUUGCGUUCUUUGUGCUCGGAUUGUUGUGCGUCGGAACAACUACGGUGGUGAUGCAGAAGUUUGACUUCCAAGCUAUGCUUCAUGCUAUUAAAGCUCACAAGGUUAGUAAUAUACCUGCUGUGCCGCCGGUGAUACUUGGGCUAGUAAAGCACGCAGGCGAAGUAGGGAGUGGGUUGUCGUCGUUGAGAAGGGUGAGCUCAGGGGCUGCGCCAUUGAGCAAACAGGUGGCGGGUGAGUUCAGAAGGAGGUUUCCGUGGGUGGAGCUAAGGCAGGGAUAUGGACUAACAGAGAGCUGUGGAGCGGCGACAUAUUUUGUGUCGGACAAAGACGCGAAGGCUCGUUCGGACUCUUCAGGAAUGUUGGUUCCAAGCUUUUGUGCCAAGGUGGUGGACAUUGAAACGGGAAAGGCUUUGCCGCCUUACGGGGAAGGUGAGCUGUGGCUGAAGAGCCCUACUAUUAUGAAGGGUUAUUUGGGAAACGUGGAAGCUACGGCGGCGACGAUUGAUUCCGAUGGGUGGUUGAGAACCGGCGAUCUUUGUAAUUUUGAUGGGGAUGGGUUUGUUUACAUCGUGGAUCGGAUAAAGGAGCUGAUCAAGCACAAUGGGUAUCAGGUGGCUCCGGCGGAACUGGAAGCAAUACUUUUGAGUCAUCCUACUAUUCUCGAUGCAGCCGUUAUACCGGUUGAAGAUGAAGAAGCAGGACAGAUACCAAUGGCAUACGUGGUCAGAGCAGCUGGUUCUGAGCUCAAUGAAGACGAAGUAAUUCAAUUCGUCGCCGGCCAGGUGGCUCCAUACAAGAAAGUAAGAAGAGUUGGUUUCACCAUUGCUAUACCAAGAUCAGCUGCAGGCAAAAUCUUGCGGAAGGAGCUGCUUUCACAAAGCAAACACCAGCUUGUCUCGAAAUUGUAACUUGGGAGACCUCCCUCAACAGUGAAGAGAUUAUCAAGAUGAUCAAGAUUAUAAACAAUAUUUUGUUUAUGAGAGCUUGAAGAUAGACCUUAUAAGUAUAUGUAUUCUCUUAUUUAGUUAAUUUGAUAGAAAACCUUUGUGGAUGAUUUUAGGGAAUACGUUUGUGGCUGGCGGAAUAGGGGCUGUAUAUAUAUGGAUUUGUUGAAGAAUAUUCAAGUGAAAACAUUGUGAUCAAAUUCAUCUUCC
Molecule: messenger RNA, 2477 nt
Organism: Corylus avellana
Lineage: Eukaryota; Viridiplantae; Streptophyta; Magnoliopsida; Fagales; Betulaceae
Source: RefSeq, a predicted model, not a curated record